Dipodomys spectabilis (banner-tailed kangaroo rat) is the source of this 1598-nucleotide messenger RNA. RefSeq names its product RAB38, member RAS oncogene family (gene Rab38). Gene Ontology annotation, biological process: vesicle-mediated transport. Gene Ontology annotation, cellular component: trans-Golgi network; Golgi apparatus; vesicle. The record is from RefSeq and is a predicted model, not a curated record. Bases 48 to 683 code for a protein of 211 amino acids. Gene Ontology annotation, molecular function: GTPase activity; GTP binding. The transcript is spliced from 3 exons. NCBI's taxonomy places the organism in Eukaryota, Metazoa, Chordata, Mammalia, Rodentia, Heteromyidae.
GGCUGCGCGUCCCCAGCCCCGCACUGCUCUGCGGGCCGGCCGCCAGGAUGCAGGCCCCGCACAAAGAGCACCUGUACAAGCUGUUGGUGAUCGGUGACCUGGGCGUGGGUAAGACCAGCAUCAUCAAACGCUACGUACACCAGAACUUCUCCUCGCACUACCGGGCCACGAUCGGCGUGGACUUCGCGCUGAAAGUGUUGCACUGGGACGCAGAGACCGUGGUGCGCCUGCAGCUCUGGGACAUCGCAGGUCAAGAAAGGUUUGGAAACAUGACAAGAGUCUAUUACCGAGAGGCUAUGGGCGCAUUUAUUGUCUUCGAUGUCACCAGGCCAGCCACAUUUGAAGCAGUGGUAAAGUGGAAAAAUGAUUUGGACUCGAAAUUAACUCUGCCUAAUGGCAAACCAGUUUCAGUGGUUUUACUGGCCAACAAAUGUGACCAGGGCAAGGAUGUGCUUAUAAACAAUGGCCUCAAGAUGGACCAGUUCUGCAAGGAGCAUGGCUUCGUAGGAUGGUUUGAAACAUCAGCUAAGGAAAAUAUAAACAUUGAUGAAGCCUCCAGGUGCCUGGUGAAGCACAUACUUGCUCAUGAAUGUGACCUAAUGGAGUCCAUAGAGCCUGACAUCGUGAAGCCUCAUCUCCCCUCACCCAAGGCCGUCAGCUGUUCCAGCUGUGCUAAAUCCUAGGAGGGUCCUAUGCUGGCAUAUGACAGACAUAAUCCCAUGAUCUCAUGAAUUAUGCCUCCAUUUGUACCAUUUUGGGUAAACCAGGUGAGGGAAACACACGUGCCAAGCCAAAGAUCUAUGCCUGUACCUUUUCUGUAAGAGAAAUAGUAAGUGCUCUUUUUUAAUGUUCUCCCACCAUCCACACAGUGUUUACACACUUUGAAAACAGUCUGUUACAAAAUUCUCUUGACCUGCAGAACACAAUUUUACAACAUCAGCCCUGGUAUUUGCUCUUUUAAAUCAACAAAGUUGUCCAGAUUUAAAGAGAAAGUGGAUAAGAGCAAACCAGCUGUCAAGUUAAGCAUUGGCGUUUGCCUUUGUCCUGGUGUGUCUUUGUUCAGAUUUCAAUGUGUUCUUUGAUGGUCUGGCAGGCUUGUUAAAGAGAAAUGGUAUUCUCUUCAGAGACAACCUCCAUUCUUGGCAGAACUAAGUGUUGUGUGUAUGAUUUAGCUCUUCAGAGUUAUGUCCACAGCCUCCUGUGCUUUUGUUGCCUUCAUUCCCAUUGUGUGCCCCAAAUGCUGUGCUGGUUUAUCUGUAGGUGCCUUUCUUCUGGCUUUCUCAGACUCAAGCUGUGGGACUCUUCUAUAUAUGUAAGAUGUAUUAUACAUAUUUUCACAAGUGAGAAAUAAAACAUUGAAUGUUGCUGUUUCUCUAUUUAUGAAAGUGCUUUAAAUUCCUUAGUGUGCUGAAUGUUUUCUUUUUUCUUUUUUUUGACAAUGUGUAUUUCUCCAAAUUCAUUUCUAAAUUUUAUUUCUGAAAGGAGAGAAGAAGUGAUGCCAAGUGUAUUCUAACUGCAUCAUAUCCAUUUUUUGGCUAUCAAAGCAAGCAGUAUACGUAUAUUUGUUUGUUGUUAAUAUGAGGAAUAUACCCUCAGGU